UAAAUAAACAAAUAAAAGUUCUGCCUGUCAAUGUAUUGUAUUUUUAAUUGUUGAUAAUAAUUAAUAACUCGAAUUCUACUAGCUGACAGAUGAUACUAUUUAUUUAUAAAAACAAAACGAAAAAAAAAAAAUUAAUUUAAAAUGGAUAUUAAACAAAAAGUAAUUGAAAAAUUUAAUGAAGUAUUUGGUGAUGACAUUAAAAAUUUAGAUAAUAUAAAAAAUUUUCAUGAGCAGCUGGUUAUUGAAAAAAAAAAUAUUAAAGAAUCGUUGACAAUGGCAUCAACAGAAACACCAUCAAAAUUAUUUUUAAAUGUUGAUAAUAUAAAAUUAGAAUUUGAAAAACCAAUAAAAAAAUCAAAUAAUUUACUUGAAAAAAUAAAUAAAGUAUUAAUUGAAGAUAAUAAAACAAAAGAUGUACAAAAUGACAUAAAUAAUAUUGAAGAAUUAGAAAAAUCAUUAUGUUAUUUAAAAUUUUUACAAAAUAUUGAAGAUAUAAGUAAUGAAAUGGAAACAUCAAUGGAUAUUUGUGAUGAUGAAUCAAUGAUAUCACUUUAUAUAAAUUUAGUUGAUAUUAGUUAUCAAAUUGAAACAUCAUUAUGUAAAAAUUUAUUACAUUAUGUUCAUGAAACAUUACAUUAUUGGCAUAAUAUAUUAAAAGAUAAAUUAUCAAAUGAAUAUAUGGAUAUAUUAAAAACUUUAAAAUGGCCAUUUUGUGGUAAAAAUGUAUCAGCUAUUGUAACACCUCUACCAGAUACAAUAAUAAGAUUUAAAAUUUUAACUGAAUAUUUAUUACAAUUACAAUUACCAGAUGAAAAACAUGGAACAACAGUUAAAUCAGUUUUAUUAACUGAUUUUACACCAGUAUGUUUACCAAUAUCAUUAUUAAUUCGUCCAUUAAAACAAAGAUUUAUAUAUCAUUUUAGUGGUAAUAAACAAACAAAUAGACGUGAUAAACCAGAAUGGUUUUUUACACAAAUAUUAACAUGGAUAAAAGAUCAUGAAAAAUGGAUUGAUAAUAAUGUACAGCCAGUUAUUGAUUCAUCUGGUUUUUCUCAUAUACAUGGAAAAAUUGAAUUUAUGAGAGGUUUAGUACAGCUUGCUGUUGAAAAAUUACAUUCUGAAUUACAAAUUGUACAAUAUGAUGAUGCUUUAUUUGGUCAUUUUGUUGAUGAAGCAUUGGGUUUUGAAAGAGAACUUAGAGAUACAUUAUUAUAUCCAUCAAAUCAACCAGCAACUGUAUUUGUAUUAACACAAGCACAAAUAUUUUCAAAAUGGAUUAAUAUGGAAAAAAAAUAUGCUACUGAAAAAAUGGAUAGUAUAUUAAGUGCAACAACAGCAUGGCAAAAAAUUGAUCCAUAUGAUACUGAUGAAAUGAAAAUAACUGAAUGUGCUGAUGGUUUUUUAACAUUAUUAAUAACAAUAUGUGAUAGAUAUAAACAUUUACCACAACCAGGACAUAGAUUACAAUUUUUAGAAUUACAAUUAGAAUUAAUUGAUGAUUGGAGAGUUAGAUUAUUACAAUUAUUACAUCAAGAACAUUGUCAUGAUCCAUUAAAAUCAUUAAUACCAAAAAUAUUAAAUUCAUUAAAUUAUGUAUCAAGUGUAUUAAUUGAAUGGGGUGUUACUGUACAUUAUUUACAAUUAAAUUUUUUUAAAAAUAAACGUGAUGCUGUUGAAGUAGCAAAUGCUUUAUCACAAGAUAAUAUUAUUAUUGAUAAUGAAGAUGAUGAAAAUAGUACAAUAUUUGAUGAUGCUAUUGGAUUACUUAAACGUCUUGAAAAUGAAUUAAUAAAUGAAAUUUGUGAAUCAAUAUUUAUUGAUAUUAAAAAUAAAAGUAAAACAUAUAUUAUUGAUAAAUGGUUUUCAAUGCAAAAUGAAAAACAAGUAUCAUCAUUAUCAUUAACACAAAGUGGAUGUUUAAUGUUUCAAGAAUUAUCAUUAAAAUUACAUGAUUUACAUCAAGUACUUGCAUUACCAAUAUUUAAAUUAACAUGUAAAAUUAUUGCUAAAAAAUUAGAUAUAUAUCUUUUUAAUGAACUUGUUUUAAAUAAUAAAUUUAAUGUUGGUGGUGCAGCACAGCUAAAAUUUGAUAUAACUAAAAAUUUAUUUACAUUAUUUGGUAUUUAUUGUAUUAAGCCAGAAUCAUAUUUUCCAUUAAUGAGAGAAAGUUGUAUAUUAUUAAAUACAUUAUUGGGUUCAGCAAUGCUUAUGAUUGAAGCAAUUUCUAAUGGUGAUGAUGAUGAAAAUAAUGGUAAAGAAAUUUUAGCUGAUAUUGGUGUUUAUAAAAUGUCAACAGAAACAGCAUUAAUGGUUCUUCAAACACGUACUGAUAUUGGAAUGUAAAUAAAUAUUUUUAAUAUAAUUAAAUUAGUUACUAACAAAUAAAUAUUAUAUUUUAUUAUUAUUAUAAUAUAUAAUUUAAUAAUACAAAUGGAUUAUAAUUAUUUUUUAAAAUCAACAUAAUAAUGUAAUUCCACCAUUAUCAGCUCCAAGUAAUAAAAGUUUAUUCAAUGGUAAAA
Molecule: messenger RNA, 2519 nt
Organism: Aphidius gifuensis
Lineage: Eukaryota; Metazoa; Arthropoda; Insecta; Hymenoptera; Braconidae
Gene: Rint1
Product: RAD50-interacting protein 1
Exons: 2
Coding region: 142-2343 (733 amino acids)
Biological process (GO): retrograde vesicle-mediated transport, Golgi to endoplasmic reticulum; endoplasmic reticulum to Golgi vesicle-mediated transport; regulation of ER to Golgi vesicle-mediated transport
Cellular component (GO): Dsl1/NZR complex
Source: RefSeq, a predicted model, not a curated record